GUGUUUGCCCUAAUCAACAUCAGUCAGACGCACUCGCACACUUUGAUGGAACGUCAGUGGAAGCGGAUACUUCGAACCUUCACGAUUUCCACGUUUACAUUCGAAAAUUACCCGCCCUUUCAAAGUUUGAGCAGCCCUGUCUAAUAAUGCCUGACACACACACUUAUAUGUUAUAAGUAUAAGACCGUGUGCAGAUCAUUUUGACAACCUCACCUGCUUAACUACCUGCGUAUAUCGCUGACUUUGCAAAACGAACGAAACAAAUAACGAUCAUUAUAAAUAAAAAACAAGUUUGAAUGCCGAAAACUGUUGCGUAUAACCACUCCCGCGCAAUCGUUACACAUGCAGUCAAGGCUGCGGUUUAUCAAGUGACCGACGCGCGCGGCUGUUGAUAAUGUUGUUUAUAUCACAACAAAAAUAAUAAAUAAAUAGAAAACUGUGAAAUAUUGUGAUAAAGAGAUAAGGAUUGUCGAAUAACACUGGUUGUAUCCUAAGUCAUGGCACCAAACUCGGAAAAACCGGCUACGGAUCGACGACAAGUCAGCUUCCCCCAUUUAGAAUACCCGGUAACGCGCGAGGAGGAGCCACGUACUCCUCAACAGUGGCUGAAGGGCAAGCGGCUGCAGGACGGCGCACAGGAUCUGUGGAGAAUACAUGACUCGCUAUACGACUUGACCAGUUUUGUGGACGUACAUCCCGGGGGUACACAGUGGAUCACAGUUACUAAGGGAACUGAUAUAACAGAAGCAUUCGAAACACAUCACCUUAAAGGCCUUGCCGAAGAACAACUACCCAAAUACUUCGUCAGAAAAACUGACGCACCAAGAAACUCUCCUUUUACGUUCGUCGAAGACGGUUUCUACAAGACUCUUAAGCUGAAAGUGACUGAAAAGAUAAAGGAAAUUCCUAAGAACGUCAGAAAGCGUAGUGACUUUGUCACUGACAACUUAUUGGCUGCUUUUGUGGCGGUCAGUUCACUGUCGUGUUGGAUGAUGAACAGGAACAUUUGGGUUGGACUAGCUUUGAUCCCGGCUAGCGGUUAUCUUCUGUCAAGUCUAGUGACCUGUUCCCAUAAUUACUUCCAUAGACGGGAUAACUGGAGAAUGUAUAUAUUCAACCUUAUAGGGUCCUCCUAUUCAGACUGGCGUAUAUCACACGCAAUGUCGCAUCACUUGCAUACAAAUACAGCUCAAGACAUUGAGCUUAGUGUGUUAGAGCCUUUUCUACUGUUCCUGCCGUACAGAACCAAGUCGCUGUUCGAGCAACUGGCUGCCUUGUAUUGGCCUGUAAUUUACUCAGUUGCAUUGGUGGUGCAAUUGAUUAAGGAAGUCAUUUGCUGCGCGGUAAACGUCGAAGGCAAGCAGUUAACCCUAGCCAAUGCGAUUCCCUUCCUCGUGCCCACGUGGAUGUGGUACUUUGGAGGUCUCCCCCUGCACUGGACGCUGGCAGUCUGGGUUUCCACGCUGACGUUCGCCAGCUUCUUCUUUGUAAUGUUCGGACUGACUGCAGGUCAUCAUGCACAUGAGAACUUUUUCGAGGGUGACAAGCCGAGGGCUGAGUACGUAGACUGGGGACUUCACCAGCUCGACACGGUGGUCGAAAGGAUCGACUACGCGGGAAAUCACUUCAAGUCUCUGACGCGGUUCGGCGACCACUACCUCCACCACCUAUUCCCGACGCUGGACCACGCCGAGCUCAAAUACCUCUACCCCAUACUUUACGAGCAUUGCAGCAAGUACGAGGAACAACUGCGGACCACGACGUUCUAUAAAGCAUUGAUAAGUCACUGUAAGCAAUUAAUUAGAAACACGCCACAUGAUUUCACAGAAAAAAAUCGGAAGUGAGUUGUUUUCUUGUUAUAUGCAUGAAUAAUACAUACAUAUCUAUGAAGAAACCGAGCCGUUCGUCCAAGUGUGAGUACUGUAUUAUUACGUCAACAUUUACAUUACAGGACAUACGAGAGAUACUUCUAGGAUAUAGAUACUAGGAUCAGUGACUGGUCAGUUUAUAAAAAAACUCACAUAGGUAGGCAUUUUACCAACAAAGUAAAAACUUUAAAAAACCUGUCUUGCCUGUAGUUGUGUAUAGUUUAUAAAAACGCAUUGUAUAAAUUACCUCGUAUUUAAUUUACUACAUGUAUGUUAUUGUAAUUUGAAUCUUAAGGCCGAGUAGGCGCCACUUGCACCAUCCUACUAACCCGGGGUUAAGCGGUAAAACCGUUCCAGUGUCAAAUUGUACUGGAAACCAUGGUACUUCAGGUUUAGCCGGUUAAUACCGGGAUAGUGGGAUGAUGCAAGUGAUGCUAAAAGAGUAUUGUUCGUGUUGCAAACUUUUCAGUUAACUUUUUUCAUGACCAAAGUAUUUAAGUCAUACAAAUAUUUGAAAAAAUCCGCCAAGUGCUAAUUGGACACGCUAUAUAAGUUUCGUGCUAUCACACAUUGUUGUACAAUGUUUUAUUUUAUUCUUAAGACCGACUCACGUGUGCCCUUUUUAUUAUUUGAUGUUUUCUAGUAUAUUUUUCUUUAUUAUGACAUCGAGUGAGGUUUUUAUGUAUAACCACUCCAUACGGGAUACAAUAAAAUCAAAAAUAAGAUUUUUGUAUGAGGGGCCAUUAAUAUAUAAUUUUAUUAAAUUUGUAUCAUAAUAAUUUGUGUAAUUUGUAUUUGUGUAAUUUGUAAGGCAAUAGAAAACACGCAAAAAAUCUGUAUACAUAUAAUAUUAUUGAGAUAGGCCUCACAGACAGGCAGAUAAACGGUCGGACAACUAAGUAUACUGAACCAUAAAACGACCCCUUCUCCUUCAGGGUGAACCCUUCGGGUACGGAACCCUAAGCAUAGAGUCAAAAACACUUAUAAACACAAUGCCAAGAGAAGGGUUAAAUUAUUUAGUUGUUAAUAUUAAAGCGACAAUUUGAGAACUUUUAUAAACCUAUUAUUUAAGCAUAAUUUAUAUGGAAUAAGUAUGUUACGUUAAUGCCAUCUUAGCCAUUGUUAUAUCUAGAUAUAAAAAUAACGUCGAAUACAUAUAUAUUGCUAUCAUGCCAUUAACAUAUGUAUUUGACGUUUUCAGACAAAAUAUACAUUGACGGUUAUUGAUAAAACGAUUAUAAUUGCAAUUUUAUCGCAAUAGUGUUUUAUUGGCAGCCAACAACAAAAUAUAAUUUGCUCGCAAAUGGUACAUUUAUGUUUGUCUAUGUUAUACCUAAACUAUCUUUAAUAAUAUUGUAUUGUAUUGCUAGUAAUAUUUUAUUGCUCAAACAUUAGUUAUUGAUUAAUAUGGCUGUGGGUUGUGUAAUAUUUUGAUGUCAAUCAACUUUAGUAACUACGAAUAAUAUCCUAAUGUGAAUGAUCUCUUAUGACAUGACUAAUAAAAUAUAAUUAAAGAAA
Messenger RNA from Cydia pomonella (codling moth), 3386 nucleotides. RefSeq names its product cytochrome b5-related protein-like. Gene Ontology annotation, cellular component: mitochondrion. Lineage: Eukaryota; Metazoa; Arthropoda; Insecta; Lepidoptera; Tortricidae. The transcript has 6 exons. Gene Ontology annotation, molecular function: heme binding. Bases 498 to 1844 code for a protein of 448 amino acids. The record is from RefSeq and is a predicted model, not a curated record. Gene Ontology annotation, biological process: lipid metabolic process.